AAAGAAAAUUAUGAUAUGAGGUUAUGACAUUCAUUUAUGAUUGACUGCUGGUUGACGUUGGUCGUGUCUUUCAACAAUGAGUGAUCCAAUGACCAAAUUUAGCAAAGUAGAAGAUGAAGCUCUGGUUGAAUGUGUUGCUAAAAAUCUGCCUAUUUAUAAUCCUCAAAACAAUGAUUACAAAGAUUUAAAUAUUAGAGAUGCCAUUUGGAAGAAUAUCAGUGAAACCGUUGGACGUAGUAACCCAAAAGUCAGAGUUCAACCCAACUUUUUAUUGAAGAUCGGUCGUCAUUUUUUUCGUUUGUUACAUGCGCAUGGUGCCACAGUCACGUUAUGUAUACCGACGCAGUGUUGAUCUACAAGGCGGAUUACCUGAAUUGACAACCCAACGGCACUUCAAACACUUGUGAGAUUGAUAAUUUCAUAUUGGGAGGUCCAAGGAAUACCUGCAUUACGGUUUAAUAGUCUAAAGGUGUAUACCAUUUGUGGCUGCUUAUAUUAUUAUUUUUCUCCUGCGAACACUGAAUAGAAACUUGAUAUAUAAUGGCUGAGCACACUGCAUGUGAUUUGGAACCCAUUGAAAAGGGUGAAUAUGAAUUGGAGGAGGAUGACAACAGUUAUCUUUCUUAUAAUGAUGAUGACGUUAUAAACAAAUAUAUGAAUCUAAUCUUAGAACGUUCGCCCGACACAGUUUAUGCAUUUACUACAUUUUUUUAUCAAGCUCUAUCUGCCUAUGGAUACUCUCGUGUUUGUCGUUGGACAAAAAAAAUUGAUAUAUUCUCAAAGAAAAAAUUGUUCAUACCUAUUCAUAUUCAAGGUCACUGGUGUUUAGUGUAUGUUUGCUUUCCACAAAAAUCCAUUAAAUAUUAUGAUAGCCUGGGUGGAGGUAAUUCAAAUUGCUUAAAAUUAAUAUUGAAAUAUUUGAUGUUGGAACAUUGUGACAAAAAAGGAGAAGAUUUUAAUAAAUGUAGCUGGUUAUUAAUGAAUGUGGAAAAGUGCCCUCAACAAUCAACUACUAGGGAUUGUGCAAUAUUCGUUUGUAUGUAUGCUGAAUAUUUAUCAAGGGGUGCUCCAUUAAAUUUUUCACAAGAAAACAUGGAAAUAUUCAGGAGACAAAUAGCAUUAGAAAUUAUGAAGAAAAAACUAAAAAAAUCUGUACCUAGUCAUCUUUUUUAUAAUGAAGAAGUUAUAAACGAAUAUAUGGAUCUAAUCACAGAACGUUCGCCCGACACAGUUUAUGCGUUUAAUACAUUUUUUUACCAAGGUCUAUCUGACAAUGGAUACCCUGAUGCUGUUCGUUGGACAUUAAAAAUUGAUAUAUUCUCAAAGGAAAAAUUGCUCAUACCUAUUCAUAUUGAAGGUCACUCGUGUUUAAUGUAUGUUUGCUUUUCAGAAAAAUUUAUUAAAUAUUAUGAUAGCAUGGGUAGAUGUAAUUCAAAUUGCUUAGUAUUAAUAAAGGAAUAUUUGAAUUUGGAACAUCAAGCCAAAAAAGGAGAAAAUUUUAAUUUCAAUGGCUGGUUAAAGACUGUGGAAAAGUGCCCUCAACAAUUGAAUACUAGGAAUUUUAGAGUAUUUGUUUGCAUGUAUGCUGAUUAUUUUUUAACAGGUGCUCCAUUAAAUUUUUCACAACAACACAUGAGUAAAUACAAGAGACAAAUAGCAUUAGAAAUCAAGAAGAAAAAAUCUGUACCUAAUGAACUUUUUUAUAAUGAUGAAGUUAUAAACGAUUAUAUGAAUCUAAUCACAGAACGUUCGCCUGACACAGUUUAUGCGUUUAAUACAUUUUUUUACAAAGCUCUAUCUGAUUAUGGAUACUCUCAUGUUUGUCGUUGGACAAAAAACAUUGAUAUAUUCUCAAUGCAAAAAUUGUUCAUACCUAUUCAUAUUAAAGAUCACUGGUGUUUAGUGUAUGUUUGCUUUCCACAAAAAUCCAUUAAUUAUUAUGAUAGCAUGGGUAGAAGUAAUAUGAAUUGCAUACAAUUAAUAUUGAAAUAUUUGAUGUUGGAACAUGAUGACAAAAAAGGAGAAGAUUAUCAUCCAAGUGGCUGGUUAUUAACGAAUGUGAAAAACUGCCCUCGACAAACGAAUAAUUGGGAUUGUGGAGUAUUUGUUUGUAUGUAUGCUGAAAAUUUAUCAAGGGGUGCUCCAUUAAAUUUUUCACAACAACAUAUGGGUAAAUUCAGGAGACAAAUAGCAUUAGAAAUCAAGAGGAAAAAACUAAAAACAUCUGUACCAGAAACUUAAGGGGAUUCCAUCCGGUGAUUUUCUGUCCUUGUCUAACACACGCGCAACAUAGUAUUGUAGACGUGUUUUUUGCAAAACAUACCAAUUUAUCGAAUCAAGCGAUAAAAAUUUUGAAAACAGAUUUGAAUUCGUCGUCAAGUCUAUUUGAAAUCGACUUUCCCAAAUGUUUGAUAUUAUCCCACAAAUUCCUAAAAACGUCAUAUUAAAAAAAAGUAUUUAAAAAUGUUCUUAUUUAAAUUUUUGGAGAUGUUAAAAUUAAAAAAUCAAAAUUUUGGAAAAAGUCAUUUUCAAGUAGGUAGACUAGACGGCAAAUUCAAAUCUGUUUUCAGAAUUCUUAUCACUUCAUUAUAUCAAUUGGUAUGUUUGGCAAAGAACCCGUCUAAAAUCCUAUGUCAGAAAAUCACGGUAACAAAUCCCCUUAAGCUCUACUGUAACAAUAAAUAAUGAUGCAUAAUAUGCUCUAUAAGUUUUGUAGGUGUUAUCGAUGACAGAACACCCUUAUGCAUAAUUUAGUUUUAAUAAGUUAAAAGUAAUUAUAUUUCGACAUAUUAUUAAUAAGUAUUGACAUAUUUAUAAAAUAAAUAUAUAAUAGUUUGUUAUUAAGUUUUAUUUCUAACCUAAUACAAAUUCUAUAUAAAU
Molecule: messenger RNA, 2880 nt
Organism: Metopolophium dirhodum (rose-grain aphid)
Lineage: Eukaryota; Metazoa; Arthropoda; Insecta; Hemiptera; Aphididae
Exons: 5
Coding region: 541-2241 (566 amino acids)
Biological process (GO): protein desumoylation
Cellular component (GO): nucleus
Molecular function (GO): deSUMOylase activity
Source: RefSeq, a predicted model, not a curated record